This is a messenger RNA of Sorex araneus (European shrew), 294 nucleotides long. It is a transcript of the gene S100A2, whose product is annotated as S100 calcium binding protein A2. The record is from RefSeq and is a predicted model, not a curated record. Gene Ontology annotation, molecular function: transition metal ion binding; calcium ion binding. Gene Ontology annotation, cellular component: cytoplasm. Bases 1 to 294 code for a protein of 97 amino acids. Gene Ontology annotation, biological process: endothelial cell migration. The transcript is spliced from 2 exons. Lineage: Eukaryota; Metazoa; Chordata; Mammalia; Eulipotyphla; Soricidae.
AUGUCGAGCCCCCUGGAGCAGGCCCUGGGGGUGCUGGUCUCCACCUUCCACAAGUACUCGGGCACCGAGGGCGACAAGUUCAAGCUGAGCAAGGGCGAGAUGAAGGAGCUUCUGCGUAAGGAGCUGCCCAGCUUUGUGGGGGAGCAGGUGGAUGAGGAGGGCCUGAAGAGGCUCAUGGGCGACCUGGACGAGAACAGUGACCAGGAGGUGGACUUCCAGGAGUACGCCGUCUUCCUGGCCCUCGUCACCGUCAUGUGCAACGACUUCUUCCAGGACUACCAGGGCCGGCCCUGA